GGUUUUUCGAAAAAUGAAUUACUGUAUAUCAAUGAGUUUUGAUAAUUGUUUCAUCAUGAGAAACAUAGAUACUUGGAAAAAUCAGUUGAUGGACUGGGUUGCUGAUAGGCCAUGGGAGUUCCUACUUUAUAUUCUUGUUAGUCUUUCUCCCUUCUUUAUUGCAAGUCUAGUAUUAUCUAUGAAGCUGUCUAAAGAAUUAGCCAUUACUAAUCGAAAGUUAGAGAGUAAACGUUAUGCUGAUCUCCGGGAUGAAGACGAAGAAAAAUUCAAAAUAGACUAAUUAUUUAAAAACAGUGCAAAUGUACAGAUUUAGAAGACACGCUCAUACAUAUUUUUAAUGCACAAAAAAAUUAUCGUCAUGUAUCUGAAGAUCACCUAGUCAAUAUAAAUUUUUAAAUUAAUUGAUGUUUCAGAAAAAAAUCAGAGAAUUCAUAAAAAGUUAAGUGAAGAAAUAGUUUUAUGGUUUCAUAUUUGAUAUAUUU
Centruroides sculpturatus (bark scorpion) is the source of this 482-nucleotide messenger RNA. RefSeq names its product small integral membrane protein 15-like. Lineage: Eukaryota; Metazoa; Arthropoda; Arachnida; Scorpiones; Buthidae. The transcript has 2 exons. The coding region runs from base 14 to 280 and encodes 88 amino acids. The record is from RefSeq and is a predicted model, not a curated record.